Procambarus clarkii (red swamp crayfish) is the source of this 11507-nucleotide messenger RNA. It is a transcript of the gene pins, whose product is annotated as G-protein-signaling modulator pins. Gene Ontology annotation, molecular function: G-protein alpha-subunit binding; GDP-dissociation inhibitor activity. Gene Ontology annotation, biological process: establishment of mitotic spindle orientation. Gene Ontology annotation, cellular component: cell cortex. Lineage: Eukaryota; Metazoa; Arthropoda; Malacostraca; Decapoda; Cambaridae. The record is from RefSeq and is a predicted model, not a curated record.
GAUUUGGGACCAGCCUCUCAAGUACCUACGAACCUGUACGUCUGUUCUCAAUCUUUGGUUAUUAAGAGAUUUCUAUAGACAUUAAGGGUCGUUGACUUUAAGACCCGCCCUCAAAAUGUAAGGGCACAACUCGGCCCGUUCUCUUGAUUCGCCACUCCGUUAAAAUGCAACUGUUUUGGCUGGCCAGAAACGUAGGAACCCAAGCAACCCACCAAACCUGCCGAGGCCGAUGCAUAGAAAACGUAAAUACUGAUUUCUACUAAUACGUCAUACUUUUUAAUUUUAUUGUUUCCAUACAAAAUAUGCGACGUAAUAUGUGGGAGGACAAGUUGUUGGCUGCUUCUGUCUUUCAUGUACAACCGCGGGACCACCUCAAGGCAAUCUCGGCAUAUAUUAGUAGUGCAAUGAUGAUGAUUUCUCAGUAUUACUUAACUGUUGUGUUGUAACUUGUGCAGCAGCCGCCGCCGCCGCCACCACUAACGCCGACGUGGUUAAGCAUUAGGGUUGACUAUAGGAUGUGGUGAAGGGUGACUGGUGGUGUUGCAGGAAGCGUGGAGGGGGCGGCGUGGGAUGACGCGUCCAGUGUCACACUCUUGGUGCAAUAGUCUCUGUGUUGAGUCACAAGGCCCCGGACGUCCUGUCCUACUUCACCUACAUCAGCCGCCUCCUCCUAACUCGCCGCAACAUUUCUUCAUUUCCUCAGUAGCCGACCUCUCGCGGGGCUGAAAUGAGAACUUGAUGAACCCCUUCAAAGGAUACCUGAUCAACCAGGCUGUGAGUCACAAGUCGGAGUGAGAGCAGCGGAGUCUGGUCAACCGUGCCGCAGGAACAUUAGUGGGGAACCAGCAUGAGGUGGACACACAGUACACGGGAGCAUUGGAUAACCAUAUUCAUUUGAUUAUUUUCCCAGUGGAUGAGGUCAGUGGGUACACGCACACCUUCAAGAGAGUACGUGCUCCUCUGGUUUCCGUGCAGGUGGCGCUGGUGACUGAGAGGCCUCCGCUGUCAUAUGUGACCUUCCCACACACACGCUCCACGGAAAUGUAAUUGCAAAGCCAGAGGUGACUGGAGCACCAGCGGAGGAUGGGGGAGAAGUAACAAUAUUAUAUUAUAAAGUAGGAUGGACUCGAGUACGUGUCUGGAGCUGGCCCUGGAGGGUGAGCGGCUCUGCAAGGCUGGCGACUGCCGGGCCGGCGUGGCCUUCUUCGAGGCGGCCAUACAGACAGGCACGGACGACCUGCGCACCCUCUCGGCCAUCUACUCCCAGCUUGGCAACGCUUACUUCUACCUGGGGGAGUACGACAAGGCCAUGGAGUACCACAAGCUGGACCUCACCGUCGCUAGGACGAUGGGUGAUCGCCUGGGUGUGGCCAAGGCAUCUGGCAACCUUGGCAACACAUUGAAAGUGAUGGGCAAGUUCAAGGAGGCUAUAUGUUGCUGUGAGCGACACCUCUCCAUCUCCCAGGAGCUCGAAGACAAGGUCGGUGAAGGUCGAGCUCUUUAUAACUUGGGUAAUGUCUACCAUGCUCAAGGUAAACAUCUUGGACGUAUAGGACCUCAGGAACCUGGAGGAUUCAGCGAUGAAGUUAAACACUGUCUUCAGAAAGCCGUUGAGUAUUAUGCUGCUAACCUGCGUCUGAUGGAGGAACUUAAUGAUCGGUCGGCUCAGGGACGGGCUUGUGGAAAUCUUGGGAACACGCAUUACCUUCUGGGAAACUUCACUCAAGCUAUUAGCUACCACAAUGAGGUGAAACACACAUCAAAUGUACUCACAAAUGACUUAAGUGCUGUGGAUAUUAUGAAUGCUAAUCUUGAACCUAGAUUAGCUAUUGCAAAGGAGUUUGGUGAUAAGGCUGCAGAGAGAAGAGCACACAGUAACUUAGGAAAUGCUCAUAUAUUCCUUGGAGAAUUUGAAACAGCAGCCGAGCAUUAUAAAAAAACCUUACAGUUAGCCCAAGAGCUGGGUGACCGUGCAGUGGAGGCCCAGGCAUGUUACUCACUUGGCAACACUUAUACACUUCUGCGGGACUAUCCUAUGGCCAUCCACUAUCAUUUACGUCAUUUAGCUAUAGCAGAAGAAUUGACCGAUAAAGUUGGUGAAGGACGAGCUUGCUGGAGUUUGGGAAAUGCUUACUCAGCCACAAAUAAUAAUGAGAAGGCUCUUCAUUAUGCUACUAGACAUUUAGAAAUUUCUAAAGAGUUUGCCAUAAACCACCGGCAGAUUGGAGACAAGACUGGUCAGGCCGCAGCACAGAUGAACCUAACUGAUAUCCGGAAACUUCUGGGUCUUCCUCCAACUCCAGUUGAUUCAGAAUUAUCUGAAUCUGCCGAAGAUGUCAAGUCAAGAACUCGGAGGAAGUCCAUGGAAAAUAUGGAUCUUCUCAAGAUGACGCCCGAUGCUAAAGGCGUACUUCGGAAAUACCAGAGUGAAGACGCUGGUAUUGGCUCACUGUCCUCUGAUGACUCCCAUCCCGUAAAUGGCCCCUCCUUCAACACUAGUUCUCAUGCUGAUAAAAAUGCAUCAGUUAAUGAGGAAUCUAGCAUGGAUGACGAUAGUUUCUUUGAGCUUCUGUCCAGGUUCCAAAGCAAACGAAUGGAUGAUCAGAGGUGUACACUCUCUAUUGACAGUAACAAAGAAAAUCAGCCAGAACAACCUCAGCAGCAGGUGCCAACUCGCAGGGAAGGGGGAUCCCUCUCCUCCACUGGAUCCACAAACGGUACAACGACACCGUCUGACAGUGGUGCAAGAACGGAACUUCCAUCUCGGGUACCUGAAAUAAAGAAUGAUAAUUGUGGAGUCUUAGAGGAGCUGAUGGAGAGCAUUGCGGGGAUGCAGAGUCGAAGAAUGGAUGAACAGAGAGCAUCUUUACCUCAGUUGCCAGGACUAAACAAUCAGCAUGCCAUUCUUCAGCGAUUGUCUGUUGCUGCCAGUGAUUCAACACCUCUUCCAGAUGACAAUUUCUUUGACAUGCUCAUGAGAUGUCAGGGUUCUCGAAUUGAAGAUCAACGCAGUUCUCUUCCAAAUGAUGGUUCCCUCCCUCAAUCAGCUCCCACUGUGCCUGAUGAUGACUUCUUCUCCCUUAUCAUGCGAUUCCAGUCGGGUCGUUUGGAGGAUCAACGUUCCACUAUGCCUUUAGAAGCUUCUCGAAAUAGCACUCAUCCAACUACUGAUGAAGAGGAACCACCCAGUAGUGCCCAGUCUGCAGGAACAAAAGAUGGACUAGUUAGUAGACUGGUAAAAGGUAGAAAAUGAAGAAAUCUUUAGCUUGAAAUAAAGCAUAUUAAACUAUUUUUUUAUCAUUUUUAUGGGUUCAGAUUGAAUUAUAAGAAGGAACAUGCCUUUCUACAGUGUGUGUUCCAUUUAGAGUUCAUGGUAUUUCUAACUCAUGCAUUUUGUACUAGUUAGUUCAGGUAUUUUUGGAUUAUAGAUGAGCAUUUUAAUUGUAACAAAUGUUAUAUUUGUUUAAACCUAAUCAUUACUAAUAUCAUAUGUAAAAUGAAAUCUUAAACUUGAUAGCUUAUAUAUGCGAGUAUUUUGUUAAGCAGGGAACAAAACCAAAAUAUGGCUUAUGACUCGGUGGUAGUAGUAGCAGAAAAACAAGAGAGGGGGGAGGACAGUGUAACCCACAUGGAGCAUGGCGUAUAAAUCACAAAUGUUACAAUGAUUGUGCUCUAAAAAUCAAAUGGCUUUUACCAAAGGAGUACUAUUGAUUCUUUUGUAUCUAGGCUUAUAGAAUACCACAUUCAGUGUCAUUAAUUUAACCAUAAAAAAUAAAACAAUAAAAUAAUAAAACCAUGAAUCUAUUCCUCCUCCACCCCUAUCUCCUCUGUUUCUCUGUAGUACUACCUCCAAAAUGAUUCAAUUAAGCAAUAAUUAAUAUUUAUUCUACAAGGAAGAUUUCAAAAUUUUACAUAUUUUUACCAAUUAUCACUAACUGGGAUGUUAUGUAAUGUAUAGGGUUCAAAAUUCAUAAUGAUAGUUAAGAAUUGGUUUGAUUUCUUAACCCUCAGAGGUGCACAUGACAAUCCCGUAUAUUAUUUGAGCACCAAAUAUAAAUUCAGGGCUCUAAAGUCUGUGAACUUGUAGUUGUAUAUACAGUAUAUAAGAGUUGUAUUGCUCUAGCAGAAAAUAUAAUUAUUUCACUCUAAAAAUGGGAUUCAGUGUUACAUAUUUUAUAAACCAUUGUGAUUGCCAGGUAGGAUGAAAAUGUAACAUGAAUAAAUUUUCUUAGAGUUUGAAGAAACUAUAGGAAAGAAUUAUGUAUACUAAAUGUAUAUUGUGUAUAAACUGGCAGGUACUCUUGGUAUGAAUGUAUGCAAUAAUUGUAGGGCUUGAGCCAGGAUGCAAGACAAAAUACAUUGAAAGAUCUUUAAUUAUAUCAUGGCUUUGAACGUUUCCAAAGGUUUCUAGAUAUUGAUGGCUGUUAGACAAAAUUAAGGGGGCGUAAUCUCCACCAAAUGUGGUUUAUCAGUGAUGGCAUACUGAGAACUCUGUUUACCAGUAGCAUAUCAGUUGUGUUUCUGUGCUCUCGUGUUGUACAUGUAUGCAUGCCAUCCUAAAGUCCUGUGUGUAAUCAGUGAUUCUGUGAUCAGCAAUUCAUGUGAAUAUAUUGUUCUAUUGCCAACCUUGUGCGAAUUAGCACUUUGUGACCUGAUUAACUUUAUUCUUAUACAUCUAUCUACUCAUGAAUAGUCCCUUCCAAGCUUUUUACGCUAGAUAUAUCAGAUUAACACGAAAUGAACUCUCCUGACCGGGUCCAACUCUAGGUCAAUUUUGUUUGAAACUGUCAAAAAUUCCAGCUCUAAAGGAUAGUUUGCAUUACAUUAUUGUGAAAGCUUAAUAAUGUGAAUUAUAUUGUGAAACCCAAAGCAGAAAUCUGGAAUACAGUAUAAAACUAUAAAGGAUGUAAUCUGAUAUUAAAUCCUAUUACAUUAAAUUUUUCCUGUUUUGUUUGUCUUCAGUAAUGGGUGUAAUCUGCUCAUUUUAAAGAUGGUAUUGGUCAGGAAAAUGUAUUAAAAAAUUAUACCAAUAACUAUUUACUGAGAUUUCUUUGGUUAUACACCUUUUUAUCAAAUAGGCAUGUAGAUACAAAAUUCAGAUUUUAUCUUUUUUCUUUAUUUUUUUUAUAUAUAUAGUUAAGACAGUGGCUUGUACAUAUGACAUCUUUUAUGAAGUUCAGUUGCUACAAGUACUGUAUGACUGUUUGGUUUAGGCAGUAAGUUCAUGGUUGAAUAAUAAGGUUUAAGUAUUUUUUCAUAUAAAGAACUAUUGAAAUUAGUUACAUUGUAGCAUGACCAUUUUUUUUAUUAAUUAUUUACUCUCAAACUAAUUUGAUUAUUGCUUUAGGUCAUUUGAUGUUGUGUGUUAUCUGUUUGUGGAUUUAUGCAACAAGUUAAAACAAAAAUAUACAUUUAAAAAUUGAUAUAGGUGGUUACUUAUAUACAGUAUAUAUAUUUUUAUUUUCAGAAAAUUAAAAAAAUUAAUUAUAUAGUUUCGAAUGUAAUUUGAGAUAGCAAAGAAUACCAUGAAUUUUCUGUAAUUCAGACAUGUAUAAAAAUAUGAUUUAUAAGCUAACGACCAAACAUGCAUAAAAUACAAAACUUGAGACGUUAUUAGAUGGCACACAAUGAAUUAUCAGGCAACUCUCAUAUGGCAAGACUGUAUGUCCCAUUAUUUUAACAUCUCAUAGACUGAGAGAAUAUAAAUGAUAUGAAAUGUUCCAUUUUCUUUCAUAUAUAUAUAUAUAUAUAUAUAUAUAUAUAUAUAUAUAUAUAUAUAUAUAUAUAUAUAUAUAUAUAUAUAUAUAUAUUGCUUUAAUAAGGUUAAAAAAAAAUAGACAAAAAAAUAUAGGAUAGUAGUAGUUUUGGGAGAAGCCGUCGAGCCUGUUUGACCAUUCUUUUACUCUUUUUUUAUUUUAAGUUUGGGGUGUGUAUCUCAUUUCAGACCUAUUGCACUUGUGCUAAUCCGAGAAUUUAUAUCCAAGAAUUUCUACUUAAAUUUUGUUUAGCCUGAUUUAAAAUUUAACAGAAAAAAAGACAGAAGAGAGACCAUUCUGGGUGUCACAAGGCCAUUGAACCACCUUAAUCAUUGGACAGCAGUUAUAUAAAAAUGGCCAUACUCGCUUGUGUCCAAAAAAAUAAACAAAAAAUCCAGAAAUUAUUUUUCAUUAAAGAAUUAUUUGAUUUUUCUUAUAUUUUAUAUUCAAGUUAAUAAGUGAAUAUUUACCUUUUUACUGGGUGGAGGUCGUCUGAAAGGUUGCGCAGUGGCUAUGUGGUCUGGUUUCUGUCAACACGCAAUGAUAACUUUGCUGACACUGAGGUAUGUGAGCCAUGACUCCUGUGUUCUCCUUUAGCUGUUCCAUUGAUUAUUUUUAUUUUUUACGGGUGUGCGUUGAAUUUUUUAUAAAUCACAUAUGAUACUGUUUCAUUUGAUGAUUGAUUUACCUGGUAUACUUCAUUACAAUCAUAUAGAGUAUUAAAAACCAUAUAAAUAUAUAUACAUAGGUGUUGGGCUCUGGGUGAUGACAUAGGGCCUAAUUGGCACCAAAUAGGUAGCAGUAUAGAUGAAACGGUCUUAAGCCUCCAAUGCACCACCCACAGAUAACAGCAGGCUCCUUGUACACACAAUGCAUGAUAAUGGUUUAAUUGAUGAUUAAUUUACCUGGUAUACCCCAUUACAAUCAUAUGGAAUUGUGAAAACCAUUUGAACAUCAUUGGUAUACAUGUGUAAUCAUGAUGGAAUUUUAUACUAUGACCACAUUCAUCUAAAACAUUUGGCGUCACAUAGUAACUAACGUAACCAUGGAAUAAUAGGAUUUUCUUUCCAUGGUCACAUACUCCAUUACAUCCAGAUAGAGCUAUUAUAUCCUUUGCAUCAUACAUGUGAUGGUAAUUGUUUAAAUCAUAUGAUAACAUUACCCUGUGGAUCAACAUAUGAUAAUAACUGCUGUCUAAGGGUUAAGAAAUAUUUAGCAACUGGUUAUCGUGUCAAAUUUGAAGAGCAAUAUAGAUAUUAGUGUCCCAAUGUGCACAUAAGGAUUUUCUUGAGUGCAACACAAAAAUCUAUUUCAUUGUACUACACAUCAAACACUUUUAUAAGUGAUACCUUUGGACUUUUUUGUUUACUUUUAUUAUCGUUCUUUUUUUACUUACUCAAAGUUUACAAUCGAUUUAUCAAGGUAUAUGUGAGGUACAUUAAUACCUCAUUGCUUUAAUUAGAUGGUUAAAUCUUGUUCAAGUUAAAACCAUGGCUGAAUAUUUAAACUGAGCAAUGUAGUAGCUGUUGCAUUUGAGUCAUAAUAUUGUAAAAUGGUAAUGAUUUCUGAUUAUAUAACCGAGGUACAUUUCAUUAUCGAGUUGUGUUGCCCACUUGCAAAAAUUUUUUUGUUUAUAUAAAUUGGAAAGGGGCAAGUCCUGAUUAUUGCCAAGAACCCAACCAUACCAGCUUCUCUCCAACACGCCCAACGAUUUCCACCCAUCCACUCUAACUCUUAAUCACCAUACCAUUCCCAUACUUCUAAGAACUUCAUUACUCUUAACACCCCUAUCAUCCAUUCUCUACCCUUCUUUGCUAAUUGACCUUCCAUCUUCCUUCAAUAUUCUCCACUCAUUGACCAUCACUCAUACCCACACCGUGCCCAAACACCCACUUAUCGUAUACCCAACCACUGCACUAUCCACUUCCAAAUACCACCAUCUGCUAACCCACUCAUAACCUUAUAACAUUCCCACUCAAUCUUAAACUACUGGACACUCAAUUACGAACUAUAAACCAACUUCACAUUCACACUUUGCCCCCAUCACGAUCACAUCCACCCUCGCCCAAUAAUCCGCCUGCCCACCAUACUCUUCAACUGCCAACUCAUUCCAACAACCUAUCUAAAGAGGGCUAAUAGGGAAUGUUAUCUAUACAGGAGGCUACCAGAUAAUUAGGAAAGAGAGAGACAAGAAAUAGAAGAUUGGUAUUGUUGCUACGUUAAUAUUGUAAAUUGAUUAUAACCGUCCCUUUUGACCAGAACUAUUUUUAUGGAUGCAUUUAAUGGUCUUCCCUCCCCAUUUCCAAUUUGGGUUCAUUUGAUGCUUUGUGUUUUUGCUCUCACCACUUACUAUUGUGGUAACUAUUUCUUCCUUCAAUAGCAUCUGUUCCAGCUUGUGAUAAUGUUUCAUCUUGGGCAACUAGGCAAGAGUUUUCUUCUCUACUGCAAAAACUUGUUACCACUUUUACUAGGAAACAUGUCCUCCAGCUGCUGCUGUCUAUAGAAGGAAACUGAACAAAUCCACAAGGGUCGUGAUGAAGGUUUGAAACUACGUCCAAGAGGGUCUUAGACGCGCCUUAAUGGGCUGUGCCAUGACACGGUCAAAGAAUUGCAACUGGGAGUUCAUCUGUUCAUUUGAUGCAUCACGUUAUUGCGAUUUCUGUGUGUAGAAGGGAUCUAUCAUAUAAAGGUCAUGCAGAACCUUGAGGGUUGAAUUUGACACCCUCUUCUCUUGGUUGUCAAAAUAUGAAUGCUUCUUUGUAUACUCAUCCCUGGUGCUGGCUAAACUAGUCUAUGGAUAUCCUGCAUGUUCAUUGGCUUCUUCCUCUACUUUCAUCUUAAUGCUUUGCGUCAUACUGGAUUGUCUCUCAGCUCGGAUCUUGUAUUCUUUCCCUACCAUAGAAAGCAAAAUGGCAGCAAAAGGAAUAACUUUUGGUUUUAAAGAUCUCUGGAUUGCAUUUAAUGGAACUACAAACAGCAGUACCUAGAGUCUGAUGGGAAAUAUACGAUGACCUGCCAAACUGGAAAUGCUGAAAAUCCUCCUCAGGCAAGGGACAUCAGCUAUUCACACCAUCAUGAAGACAAAGGUGUGCAAGGGAAAACUGAACCCCACUGUACUCACCCAGUCAUACUCGCCUAGUUGUGCUUGCGGGGGUUGAGCUUCGGCUCUCGAUUCCUAACUAUGAGGAAAGGUUUAAGCAUUCUUGAAUAAAAACAAUUGUAAUGAAACCUAAGUGCUUCCUAAAGGAAAGCGCAAAGCCUCUUACCUAAUAAGCAGUUAGGGAAAGUAUAAUUGAAAUAGGUGAUAUAACACACUGUGAAAUGUGAAUUUACCCAUCAUCAAGCCUGCAGAGGGAAACAAGUCACAUGCACUACUCAGCAGCAGGAUGACUGGAGAAGAAGUAACUCUUAAGAGGAAUGAACCUAAACACCUUAGAGCAGGAAAAACACAAGCCAAUAGCAGAUGUGAGGGGGGGGGGGGAACUCUGGUAUAAAGUAAAAUAAUAAACCAGGGCACAUGCAAUGAAGGAUGAUAUAAAUCACAAUUGUGGAGUUAUUGUUAAUCACAAUAAAUUGCAAAGAAUAAAUAAUGCAAUGGCUCCCACCAGAAUGAAAAUUCCAGGGAUAGCCAAGACCAUAGCUUAGUUGUGCACAUCCUAUUUCACACGUCAUUGGACCUGUUCUAAGCGAGACCAGGCGAGUGAAGAGGGGUGGACUGGCUGGAGCCUCGGAUGACUUGGGUUAUCACCUGGAGGCAGUUGGCUGCAUAAUGCUGGGGUCUUUACAUCCAGAACCUACCACAAGGCAGCACUCCUCAUGAGUGCUGCCUUGUGGUAAGGAAGAUCAUUUGCAUUACUCUCAUGCUGGUGUGAGCUGCUCUAAAAGGACAGUUUUUGGGGGCAAGAGUUAAAUGGGGGGGUCUUUGCACUAGUAUAGGAUGUUGAAAGGAGGAUCAGCACCCGAGAGGAUUUGUCCUUCCCUGUGCCAUCUUGUGCUCAACCUCCCUCACUGCCUUGGUAGAUGGUAUUUCAUGGUUCAGAACCAUCCUAUUUAUUCCUUUUAUGGCAUCUAAAAUCUAUUUACUUUCAGCCUCAAGUGGCAGGAAAAGACCCUCAAGUUAGAUCAGCCUGGUUGAUUGGUCUUCCCAAUCCCCUCUUCUGGCUCCACAGCUCCUGCUAUGUUAGUCCCUGACUUUACUCUGUCUUUAGCGCACCUUCCUUAUCAUCACUUCAUGAUGUCCCUACAAGACACACACUGGUAGGACCUGUUCCCUCUUUCUUCUGUUCUUUAACUGCAAGGAUGGUCUGCUUACAGAAUUCUCUUUCAGUACAUGUCCUCAAUGCAUCUCCUUAUAUUGUUCGUACUCGGCUCCCAUGGUGGGUCCUACUUUUUUAAAUUUUAUAAAAGGCCUAACCUGCAUGGUGAAGGCUUAUACCCCUCGUACUAUUAUGAAAUGUCUUUCUUGAACAUUUCUCCUGCUAUUCAUGUACUGCCUUGUUCAUUGAUAGGUUAGUCUGAGCCAGUAAUAUUUGUAAUUCCAUUGUAUUUACAGAUAUGCCCACCUUUUUCCAGAGGCGAGCACUUUCACAGUGGAGCUUUGAGUGCUAGCUGCUUUUUAUACACCAGCAUUCAUUUUUAUUGUGGUCAAUGCUUGCAGUGUCUUCAUGGAUCUACUGUUUAAACAUGUCCUUUGGUGGUUGAAAUCCAAUAUGAGCUACUUAUCUUUUAUGGAUUUACAAGUCAAAUUUUGCUGGGUUUCCAACCAUUUGAUGUUGCUUCUAAUAAAUGUGCAGAUGCUGCUGCCAAGAACAUAAUUUGUGCUAGUCUUGUCUUUCAAAAAAUUACUAUUCAGAUUUCUACCCAGUCAUUCAUAACAUGUACUGUUAUAUGUAGCCUAUCCCCAUGGCCUUCAUCCUGCCACCAUUAUAGGUGGGAAAGUUCUGGUUAGGCUGCAUAUUGGUUACAAAAGCUCGACUCAUAGGCACUUAAUGGAACACUGCCCUGUUUAUUAUCUGAAAUGCACUGUCAAACUUAGUCAUGUUUUCCCACUGUCUCUCCAAGUCACUUGUCACACUGAAUCGUUGGUGAAUCUGAUACUUUUGAUGUCCCUGAUAAAAGAAUCUGAUACUUUUUGAUGCUCUUGCCUUGGCAUCCUGGGUGAUAUUUGGGAUCUUUUGAAUAUCCAAUGACUCAGAUGGUGCUAAAUAGUCUUCCAGGCUUGGCACCACCGUUUGAUAAUUACAGUACUUCCUAGCAUUAACCAUAUGCACAUUCCACCCUCAUUUACUAUAUGCUUACACUUUCCCCAACCUCACUCGUCACAUGCUUACACUAUCCAAUCUAGACCCAACUACCAGCCAUGUGCCCAUUCCUAUCAACCAUAUACAGUAUCUAGUCAAUAUGUCUACCACCACAUGCCUGCACUUAAUAUUUUUUGCAUUGAAUUAUAUCUAACAAGGAAGGUAUCCACUUUUUCUAUGAUUGUGUGUUAUCAAAAAUGUCUCCUUUUUACAUAAAAAGAAAAUUUGGUCAUGGGAUUCAUAACUUUUUCAAUAGUGUUUUUGGAAUCUCUCUAGGAAUGCAUUCUUGUAGGAUAAAGUUAGUCAUUUAAACUAUAUAUUUACUGAAGACCAAUAUAUGCUGGUGUCUUUCCAGGGCAUCUAUUCCAUAUAUAUAAGGUGUAAUAGCUACUUGAGAUGCAUAACGGCUGUAAAUCUGAAGAAAGUCAAUAUACCACUAUGUACAACAUGA